UGGGUCCUCAGUACACUGUCGACUCUCGUGGUGGGUAGACGUGUCUACCUCGCUCCUCCAUCUAUCGGGGACUAUCUAUCGACCAGAGUGAGAGUAGACACUAUCUAUCGAGUAGACAGUGAAAGUAGACACUAUUGAGUAGACAGUGAAAGUAGACACUAUCGAGUAGACAGUGAAAAUAGACACUAUCGAGUAGACAGUGAAAGUAGACACUAUCUAUCGAAAACAGUGCAACUAGACACUAUUUGUCGGAUAGAGUAGACACUAUCGAGUGAGUAGACACCACAUAGGCCUAGUGUGUCUAUCUGGGCAAAAAAAAAUAAAGUGAACGAGAAAAACAACAGGAAAAAUACAAGAAAAAACAUUAAAACCAAGAAAAACCGAUUAAAAACCAAGAAAAACCGAUUAAAAACCAAGAAAAACCUAUAAAUAAUCAAGAAAAAACAAUUAAAAACCAAGAAAAACCUAUAAAAACCAAGAAAAACCGAUUAAAAACCAAGAAAAACCUAUAAAAACCAAGAAUCGAUUAAACCAAGAAAAACCUAUAAAAACAAGAAAAACCGAUUAAAAACCAAGAAAAACCUAUAAAAAAACAAAGAAAACUCGAUUAAAAACCAAAAAAGCUUAAAAACCGUGAGAAACCCAAAUAACGAGAAAAAGGGAUUUAAAUAAAGGUUAAACCCUCAAAAAACCCAAGAAAACCGGGAAAACCCAGGGAAAAAACGUGAAAACCCAAGAAAACCGGGGAAAAACCGUGAAAACAGGAAAAAACCGUGGAAAAAACCAUAAAAACUAGGAUAAAUCCACAAUAAACCAGACAAAACGUGAAAACCCCAUAAAAAAAACAAUAAACCAGAAAAACCCACAAGAAAACCGGAAAAAACGUGAAAAACCUGUAAAACCGAAUAUUUUUGGCUAUAAUUUCCAGUGAGGGAAAUUUUGGUUUAGUUUCUAGUGAUUUAAGUAGGCCUACCGUCGGACCCCCUCCCCCCUCCAUGGCCUCAUAGAGGCCUAAAAAAAAACGGGAUUUUUGGGGAAAAAAAUUCACGACGUAUCGAGCAACAAGGACAUAACAACCAGCAAUGGAACAAGCCAACAACAUGGAUCUGGAACUUUUCGAAGCUCUUUUGGCCAACAUGCAACAGAGUUUACCUCAGGGUAGCUACGAUGAUGUUGAUGAUGAAGACGAAGAUGAUGAUUACGAUGAUGAAGAUGACGAUGAAGAUGAUGAUUAUGACUAUGGUGGCCAUGAGCACAACAUUCAUACCAUGGCCAACCCCUUCGGUGGGGGUGAUGGGGGCGGGGCCAUGGGUAGUGGGGACAUGAGUUCCCUGCCUACCAUGCAGACCAUGAGUAUAUUGCAGGGUUUGUUGAAUAUGAACCCUGCUGCCCUCCCUGGUGGGGUUCCAGAUCUGGCAGGGGGGCUUAGUGGCCCCAUGAACCCUGGGAUGGCAGGUAUGGGGGCCCCCAUGGAUGGGGGAGCUGGUAGUUUCCUGUCAAAUAUGCCCUCAUUUCUCCCUGCCAUGAAUCCUGAGAUGGCAGGGUCUCUAGCAGGGGCAUUUGCAGGGGGCAUGAGUGCCCUGAUGGAUGGGUUCACUGGAGGUAAUAGCGGGGCAACUAUCCAUGAGUAUGAUGAGGAUGAUGAGUUGUUGUCGGAUGAGGAAGACGAGGAGGAUGAGGAUGAUAUUGAUGAGAGAGUGGGCAUGGGUACUGUGGCUACAGCAGCGGCAGGGGUAGCUGUGGGAGGCCUCAUGGCCCCUGGGAUACUUGGGUCCCACCCAGGGCAUGGGGCCAUACCAGGGCACACUCAGCACCCUGGUAAUGCCAUGCUCUCUGGGCAUCCUCCUACAAUAGGCUUCACACAUGGCUAUACCCCAGGCGACAUGAUGCCCUCGCCCUCUUGUCACACCCAGAUGCCCCACAUACCCACACCAAUGCACCAUACCAACAUGGCCCCUAGCAUAAGCGGGGGCACUGUCAGAAGCGUCGACCCACUGGCUGGCAUGCCCAUGGCUCUAGCUGGCAUUGCAACAGGAGCCAGCAUACUGGCUCCUGUUGUCAACAGUCUUUCCUCCUGUGGUGGACAGUCACUGACUAAAUUGAACAGUUCUGACACCUCAAGUGUCACCCUUGUUGGUAAUGACUCUCUCAAUAGUUCCACAAGAACGCUACCUACAGGGGAACGUCAAGUGGACCAAUCUCUAAACGGCUCUACAAGAACGCUACCUACAGGGGAACGUCAAGUGGACCAGUCUCUAAACGGCUCUACAAGAACGCUACCUACACUGGAACGUCAAGUGGACCAAUCUCUAAACGCCUCUACAAGAACGCUACCUACACUGGAACGUCAAGUGGACCAGUCUCUCAACAGUUCUACGAGAACUUUACCUACAAGUGAACGUCAGGCUGAUGCUGACGUCUUAGCUGCAACAUCAGCUCUUGAAAAGAUGCACAUCACCCCUCAGAAAGCCGAUGCGAAGCUUCCUAGUCAAGCUCCAGCUCCAGCCACGAAAGAGGCUGCAAAAGACAGUAAAGAGGAAGUUGAAAGCGAAGAUGAAGAAAAUGAAAUUAUUGAAGCAAGGGAAGAAGAUGCCAGGCCUACAAGAGUGGUAUCCCCUUUGAGCAAGCAAGAGGCGCCAAAGUCGACUCUUGGAGUAGUCCCAGUUCCCGGGGCUGACGUUGCUGAUGGGAAAUCAGACACUGAGAGCGUCAGAAAGAAGACCCCAUCUCCAGUUUUGCUGGAUAAGUUGGGUAGGUUAAGCCCUACAGGUAGUGAGUCUACUCCAGUCUUGGAGUCAGCUAGCUGUGCCUCCAUGAGUGACUUAGCUAGUGCUACUGAAUCCAUGCGGGACUCAGAUACUGACAACCACUCAGAUGCUCACAAUGUAACAGCCAAUCUAUCAGAUCUGGACAAUGAUUUGCAGGAAAGUCAGCAGAAAACCAGACCUGGCCCACAAUAUGCCGUAGGCCCACUGCCAUUUAUCAUAGAAAAGCCAACCUUCGGAUGGCAGUGCAUGAUAGGCCUAGACACAGCCAAGGAGGCCUUAAAAAACCUUUUUGUGAGUGAAUCCUUCCCCGAAGUAUUCGAGGGGACACAAGGUACUUGCAAAGGUGUACUCCUAUUUGGCCCAUCAGGGUCUGGAAAGACCUGUCUAGCAAGGGCACUAGCUAAAGAGGCCAACGAUGCCAUAUCAAUAGGUAUAUCAUCAGCAUAUCUCGCUACCCAGCCGCCACAUGAUACCCCGAGGAUUGUGAGGUACAUGUGACAUGCUAGGCUGCAUGGUCCAGCAGUUAUUCUCUUCGACGAGGUUCAUGCACUUAGUUACGACCGGACCAGCGAGACGGCGAUCAGAGCAAAGGCUGAAUUACUUGCCCAAAUCAGAGGGACAACCACGCUACAUCCGCCUUAUCCAUCUCGCAUCGACGCUAACUCCAUCAACGAAGGGAUAAUGGUCCUGGGAACCACUAACCAGCCCUGGAUGUUAGAGGACCAACUAAGAAGAAUAUUCACCUAUAAUAUCCAUGUCAAACUUCCGGGAGAGAAGGCAAGAGAGGAACUGUUCAGGAUGUUCCUGCAAUCCUUAUCCCACACCAUCAAUAAUGACCAGUUUAAGUGUCUAGUGGCUAAAAGUGAAGGGUACUCAGCAGCUGACAUCAACACUGUACUCAGACAAGUACCUAGAGUACCAGCCAGUGAUGGUAGCAAGUACAUACAGAAUGUACCACCACCUCUUACAUAUGACGACCUCGCUACAGUAAUGACAGACUACAGAUGCGGCUUUACUGAAGAGAUAUCAGUGAGAUAUCAGACCUACAUCAAGGCUGCAACCCACAGAACAGAAGAGAGACGAGAUGACUCCAAGAGCGACAAGAGCAACAAACCCAAAGGGGUGAGGAAAUUCGGUCAGAAGAUUGCCAAGUCCAUCGCUGCCGCGCUCGUUGCUGUGAUAGAUUAAGCCUCCAAUAGAUAGUCAUGAAAAGACAGGCCCUGGAGGAAGGUCCAUCCCCACGUUACACCAUUGCAUCAGCCUGGGACGAGGUCGUUGCAAGUCGCUUCGGUGUAAUUAACAGUGUCUGUGAUGUAGAACUCUCUUUUUGGUUUUAGACCUACACUGACCACAACCCAGGCUGAGUACGCAUGACUGAGUACCGUCGCUGGUCAUUGCGACAAUGGCGUUCGCAUUUUUAAGAGUUCGAAGUGCACUGGGGGCCCUCAACUGGGGUCAAAAGUCCAUAGUCACUUGAGUCAUUUCUUAAAUACCCCAACAAGAACAACAACCACAAUCUACAAGCAAUAUAUGCCUAGCAGUCUUCCCUACCAGCGAUAGUCGACCAUACCCACAAUCCUGCAGGCAGCCACUUAUAGUGCAGCCUGCAGUCAAGGUUUACUGGAUGCCUAGCAGCCUGCAGUCAAGGUUUACUGGAUGCCUAGCAGCCUGCAGUCAAGGUUUACUGGAUGCCUAGCAGCCUGCAGUCAAGGUUUACUGGAUGCCUAGCAGCCUGCAGUCAAGGUUUACUGGAUGCCUAGCAGCCUGCAGUCAAGGUUUACUGGAUGCCUAGCAGCCUGCAGUCAAAAUUUACUGGAUGCCUAGCAGCUUGCAGUCAAGGUUUACUGGAUGCCUAACAGCCUGCUGCUUGCAAGAAUAUUGCAGUGUUCUGCUUGCAGUGAUAGUGACUUCAGAAAAACAGUUUCCUCAUGAACUAGAGGUACUGAUAAGUGCUGUCGAAGGCCUCUCUGAAGUUCAUGGUGCUAGGAGCCAUUAGGCACCUACUCGCUUGUGGUUUGCUGAAGGUUCUGCUGAAGUACCAGGUGUUCUGUGCCUUAAUUAAGCACAAACUGUGCUCUGCUGUGCCUUGCUGUGCUGAAGCACUGAUCGUACUCUACUGUAAGCACAAUAGUGUGAGAAUGCUGUGAAGGUAGCCAGGCUAACACACCAAUGAACCUCCACUAACUACCAUCACUCAAAGCUGUGGUAACUCACUAUUAAUGAAGACGGCUGGCCUAUGCUGUACAAAUCUCCGAAGUUGAUAAACAUUCAUUUCACCUAAGUCACUUGAUCUCAAAAAAUUAUAUAAGAAAUAAACUUCCCUUUCUAUAACGUAGUUAAAUGUUUUUUAGUGAUUUUUCAAAGUGAUAAAUAUAACAGUAAGUGUACUAUUAUUAUUGUUAUUAUUAUUAUUAUUAUUAUUAUUAUUAUUAUUAUUAUUAUUAUUAGUUGUUAUUUACAGUUGGUAUGGAAAUCAUUAAAGGAAAUUCAAUACCAGUCAGGAAUAUAAUGGAGUGACGCAAAGUGACGUAUCCAAGGAUAAGACUUACUGUAAAGGAUAUUUUUUGUAUUGGUGGGCAUGCUACUAGCUACUGUGUGACUAAGAAAUGCUUAUGUAUGCCACAGAGGCAUGGGGUCAGAGGUAUGGGGUGCAUACUAUAUGGCAUUGUUCCAACCUGCUCUUCUGCGCUUGGGGUGGAUUCGCAAAUGGCCUCUUUUCGCUGUUCUGGCAGGAUAUAUACCCCUCUAAAAGUGUUUUGAAGUGUAAAUGUCGAUUUGAAAUAUAUUUUAUGGUCCUAGCUGCCUACUGCGUCCUUUUAAGAAUGUCAUUAUGUGUGAUGGUACAGAUAUUUCAAAGGUUCGAAUUGCAAGAUGCAUUCGGAAGAUGAAUUAUCUUGGGUUCAAGUGGUUCUGCUUGUUACGCUGUUGUAAGUGCUUAGGGUGGGUCCAGGGGCACUCUUUAUUGACUAGGAUUCUACAGAAGCAAGAGUGCCUCCUUGUAGAAGCCUAUGAGCACUUACCAAUGGUUCUACAGCCUUGGAUGUGUAGGUUAUGUAGUGUGACUGCAGUGAAGGUGCAGUAUUGAAAUGGUGUGUUACUGCAGUGAUUGUUCAGGACUGCAGUGAUGUUGCAGGACUGCAGUGAAGGUGUGGGCCUACAGUGAUGUUGUAGGCCUACAGUGAAGGUGUAGGCCCACAGGACGGUGCUUAUCCUAGGCUGGGGUGAAGGAAUCCAGCUUAUUGCUUUAAUCUGUUUCACAGUUCUACAGUAAGGUAAUUUGUGAAGGUAAUUUGUGGACACAGCCAUAGAGAAGAAAUCCGGUGUGACGUUUCACCUGUGGAAUCAAAGUCUCUGGCAGGGGCAAAACGUCUCUCUAAACCUGUUCUCCGCAAUUGUCUCUCACAGUGAACUUUUUAAAUGGGCUAUGGUAGAUAUUUGUAUUUAUACAUAUAUAUAUACUCCUGCUGUUUGGCAUAACUUAAAGGGAUCCUAUGGACUUUUUGAGAAACAAGUCCCUGUGGAAUUCCUCCACUUGUGGCCAAUGGGUGAGCACCUAUCCUGUAUAUAUGCUAAAUUCAGCUGCCCCUGUUUCGCUUACUUAGAAAUAUGGAUGGUGAGCAGGUCCCCCAAAUUUCCUGUGUGUUCCAUGGUCACGGAGCCUACUCCACUACUGUCAUGUCCUCCGAUUUGUGAAAUUCACUUGUUUUGCUGCAUAGUCGGUUCUCUUCCAUAGUUCCUCUGUAUAAUGCAGUUCAUUGCAGAUGCAACUGGGGAAUUGCACUGAAAAUAGAAUAGUGUUUGCAGUGAUGGUCUUCCAACAUGAUGUUCAAUUUUCAAUUAGUUUAUCAAUCGCUGUUCAAUUUUCAGUGUUUUUAAGUCACUGUUUGAUUUUCAGUGUAGUUUUCUAGUCGUUUCUGCAGAAAAAUGACACUAGAAGCCAUUGUAUACGGGAACCGACUGUAUUCUCAGUCAAUUUUAAAUCACAAAUAUAUUUGCUGUACAUGCAUUUUGUUGAUACGUCUGAGGACAUGAAGGUGGGUUGGUCAAGCUGGUGGCCAUGUUAGAGGGCCGAGAUGUGCCUCCGGCCCUAUGCUAGUAUCUUCACCCAUACCCCGAAAUACUGAUUACAGGUGUGAACAAGCUGACCGUUCUAAUUUAAAUAUUGCAUUAAUAGAAGUCCUUUUUUUUUAGCUAUUAAAUUUUUUUUCAAUGUCUAGGAUUAAGUUCGACUGUUAAACAGUCUGGUGUCAAGUUUAACUUUGGUGUCGCCACAGAUCUUUCUGGGCCGAGUGGGCCGCGUGUCUUCCUGGCCGCCCCUUGGCCCGCCCUUUAGUUUUAAAUAAUUGCCCUUUACUGGCCCUGACAAUCCAAAUGUGUUAUAGUGUAGGAAUAUUCUUGUGUGGCUGAUUGCCCAGCUGUUACAUGGGGGCCUGCCCCCAGCUGUUACACGAGAGCCGUGGCUCUAGCUGUUAUAUGAGGACCAGUCUCCGUUACACGGGGGCCUGCCCCCAGCUGUUACACGAGAGCCGUGGCUCUAGCUGUUAUAUGAGGACCAGUCUCCGUUACACGGGGGCCUGACCCCAGCUGUUACACGAGAGCCGUGGCUCUAGCUGUUAUAUGAGGACCAGUCUCCGUUACACGGGGGCCUGCCCCCAGCUGUUACACGAGAGCCGUGGCUCUAGCUGUUAUAUGAGGACCAGUCUCGUUACACGGGGCCUGCCCCCAGUUGUUACACGAGAGCCGUGGCUCUAGCUGUUAUAUGAGGACCAGUCUCCGUUACACGGGGGCCUGCCCCCAGCUGUUACACGAGAGCCGUGGCUCUAGCUGUUACAUGAGGGCCUGUCUCUGUUACAUGGGGGCCUGCCCCCAGCUGUUACACAAGAGCUUUGGCUCUAGCUGUUACAUGGGGGCCUUGGCCAGCUGUUAAAAGGAGGCCUGGCCCAACUGUUACAUGGGGGCCUGGCCCAACUGUUACAUGGGGGCCUCUCCCAACUGUUACAUGGGGGCCUCUCCCAACUGUUACAUGGGGGCCUCUCCCAAAUGUUACAUGGGGACCUCUCCCAACUGUUACAUGGGGGCUUGGCCCAGCUGUUACAUGGGGGCCUUGCCCAACUGUUACAUAGGGGCCCGGCCUUCAGUGCGCAUGAUGGUGCCCUCCGCGUCAAGUAAUUUUGGUCUUUAUUGUACUGUAGAAAGAGUAUAUUUGAUCAGAGACAAUUGUUAUAUGACAUGAUGCGCACAAAUAAUUUAUACGCAAUCACAGUUCCCCAUCCUUGUGCAGUGUGCGAGAAAUGGCAAUGGCCUCGGCCACCUGCAUGUCAUACACGGCCGCGUGUCGUACACAGCUGUGUGUUGUACAUGGCCGCAUGUCGUACAUGACCGCGUGUCGCAUAUGACUGCCAGUGCAAUAAGUGAUUGAUGCUAGCAGCUUGCAAUGUUGAUUGUUCCCGCCCCAUCUCCCUAGCAUUUAAGGAAUACUGUCAACCAUUGUGGAAAAACGCGUGUGUGCGUUUGUACUGUUUUAGCUAUACGCUUUUAUUAUACCACUUCCCAGGCUUUUCAAACGAUGCUUAACGACAAUCCCACAGUGGUAAUGAACACGUUUGCAAAUGCACAUGUGUGUGUGUGUGUAGUUCUGGAGCUAGUUCGAACAACAGUUAUUUUAUCUGGAAAAACGCCAUCUGCAUCCUGAUGUGUCGUUUGAAAAUUCUGGCCUUAGCUUCUGCUAUAUACUUUAAUACCUGUGGUUGCUGGUGUUUUUUUAUGAUCCCCAGACCAGUAUGUUGAGGCCCGUCACAUGUUGCAGAAUAUACGCCAGUUUACCCUUCAAAUACUACAGUCUACCCUUAAAAUACUACAGUCUACCCUUAAAACAUUACUGUCUACCCUUCAAACAUUACUGUCUACCCUUAAAACAUUACAGUCUACCCUUCAAAUACUAGAGUCUAACAUCAUUCUACAGUCUACCUACCAUAGUUUACCAUACAUUCUACCAGUCUACCAUACAUUCCAUCAGUCUAUGAUAAAGUCUACCAUACAUUCUACCAUACAAUCCACCACAGUCUACCAUACAAUUUACCAUACAGUCUACCAUACAAUCUACCAUACAGUCCACCACACAAUCUACCAUACAGUCUACCACCAUGAUGCUAGCUAAGUAGUCUAGUUCCCCAUGAUGCUAGCCUGAUCACUAAGGCUGUUAUUACUGUCAUCUCCCAUUAUAGGGGAGUGUACUGACCUGUUGGUAGUUGUUGGGGUCGAGUCACAGCUCCUGACCAGUCUCUAGGGCAGUGACUGACAGCUGACUGACAGCUCUCUCUUGUAUCUACUGCUGUCUACUAUCUAUCUACUACCUACCUAUAUGUGGUUGCAGGGGCCAAGUCAUAGCUCCUGGGCCUGCCUGUGUGUAUUACCACUUUAAGCCGAAUUAAGUGAGCUUUAAAUCCCUUAAUUUUUAAGUGGACCAUUUGUAGUCCAGGUGGACCAUUUGUGUGGUCCAGGGGACCAGAUGGACCAUUUGUGUGGUCCAGGGGACCAGAUGGACCACUUGUGUGGUCCAGGGGUCCAGAUGGACCACUAGUGUGGUCCAAGGAGUGACUGUUUUCGAAAUAUUUCUGUCUCUGGGGACCCUGUGAGGCUCUUGAUCAGAGGAACUGGAGUUGUCUUGUCCCUGAGCACAGCCCUGAAUCCCUACCGUUGUCCAACGGCCUGUUAAUCCUGUUUGAAAUCUGUUGGAUGUGUGGUUCGGUUUGGUACCAGGGGAAGGUAUUAGGUACCUGAGUCCAGGUGAUGGGUACUAGGUGCUUGUACCUGGGUAGGUAGUGAGGCUAGGUACUGACCUAGGUCCCUGAGGGAUUGUGGGCAAGGCAGCUGCCCACCCCUGCCUACCAUCUGCACGGAAGUGAGGUGUACACAGCCCACCCUCAAUACUAACCACCCUUGGUAUGGUUUUCUGGUAAGCCUUAUACAAGCCACUGGGGACUAGGGACUAGUCUACUAUGCUAGUACAUGUUACUGUCCCACUAUGGGUAAGCCCUACAUGCUUCAAACUAUCCACUAUCCUCCCCUAUCCUAGCAUUCUCCAAUCCACUUCUGGUAUGGCUCUCUGGAAAGCCAUACUGACUUCUGCAAGCCACUAGGGACUAGUCUACUAUGUUAGUACGUGUUACGAUCCUACUGUGGGUAGCCCCUACAUGCUUCAAACUAUCUACUAUCCACCCAUAUCCAGCACACUAUCAGCAUCCCCCUCCCCUAUUACCUAUUUUAACCCCCUUCCCCUACCCUAAAGUGAUCUAUGUACGUGAAAAAGUACCUAUGGCAGGGACGUACGUUGCAAUACAUACGAAAUAAGGACAUUAUCUUAUGGACAUCUUUCUGCUGUAUAUAUAAUAUAAUAUUAAUAUAUAUAUAUAUAUAUAUAAUAUAUAUAUAUAUAUAUAUAUAUAUAAAUAAGGCAGAAGAGGGUCUUAAGAUUGUCGUUUCUUGUGUUUUAGUUAUGUUUUCAAGAUAAUUAGACAUCUUUUAAGAUGGUUUUUAAAAAUCUGUGUCUUCCAGUAGGUAGACAGCUGGCUCCUGUCUUCCAGUAGACAGCUGGUUCCUGUAAGUCUUGCAGUAGACAGCUGGCUGGUUCCUGUCUUCCAGUAGGUAGACAGCUGGCUGUCAUGGGUGUUGAGAUGGCCAGCUGGCUGCUGUAAGUCUUCCAGUAUACAGCUGGUUCCUGUCUUCCAGUAGGUAGACAGCUGGCUGCCGUGGGUGUUUAGAUGGCCAGCUGGCUGCUGUAAGUCUUCCAGUAUACAGCUGGUUCCUGUCUUCCAGUAGGUGGACAGAUGGCUGUCGUGGGUAUUUAGAUGGCCAGCUGGCUUCUGUAAGUCUUCCAGUAGACAGCUGACUCCUGUCUUGCAGUAGGUAUAUAGUUGGCUGCUGUAGGUGUUAAGAUACCCAGCUGGCUUCUGUAAGCCUUCUAGCAGCCAGCCAGCUGUCUCCUGCCCUCCAACAGAUAGCCAGCUGGCUGCUGCUGCAAACCUUCUAGCAGACAGCCAGCUGUCUCCUGCCCUCCAACAGAUAGCCAGCUGGCUGCUGCAAACCCUCUAGCAGACAGCCAGCUGUCACAGGGACAUUAUCAUCAUCCCCUUCAAAUAAACAAACACAAUAAAAGGAGAAAUAAUUAUCACAUAUAACACCUGUAAACCCGUUCCAAAACUGUUCAAUACUUGUUCUACUUAACCAUUGUUACUGUUAUGCUUGUUUAAGCCUAAAUAGCAUUUAUUUAAGAUGUAAAAGGUGUGACUAUAGGCCUAAGUCCUCGUAUCAAAUCCAAUUUCCGUGUAAUUCCUGCUUCUGCUUCUGCUCUAUGGUAUCUAAAACUUGCCUUAAUGCAAUAUUUGCAAUUGAUAGCUCCUGGGCCCAGAGGCUUUACUAAUAGAGCUGGUGGUACCAGGGGCCCCAAUAAAGCCCCUUGUAGGCCUAUAUUCGUUAAUAAAGCAAUAAAUUUUACAUCUAGCCUUCAAUAGGCCUGUGUUUAAAGCUAUCCUAUGAUUCUCCCUAUGCCUAAAAAUCUUUAUUUUUGACAGAGGCUUCAUCAAUAAAGCGCCUGGAGGCCUACCUUCAUCAAUAAAGCAAUUUUGCCAUCCUGGGUGUCUUUAUUGAUGAAUAAGACACAUGUACAACACCUAGGUGUCUUUAUUGAUUAAGACACAUGUACAACACCUGUGUCUCUUUAUUGAUGAAUAAGACACAUGUACAACACCUGGGUGUCUUUAUUGAUGAAUAAGACACAUGUACAACACCUGGGUGUCUUUAUUGAUGAAUAAGACACAUGUACAACACCUGGGUGUCUUUAUUGGUGAAUAAGACACACGUACAACACCUGGGUGUCUUUAUUGAUGAAUAAGACAUGUACAACACCUAGGUGUCUUUAUUGGUGAAUAAGACACAUGUACAACACCUGGGUGUCUUUAUUGAUGAAUAAGACACAUGUACAACACCUGGGUGUCUUUAUUGAUGAAUAAGACACAUGUACAACACCUAGGUGUCUAUAUCUAUGUCUAAAUUUACUAUAUGUCUACGUAUAUCUUGUAAUAAAGGCAAGUAAUAGGGUCUUUAAAAAUAAAGGAAAAUGUCA
Cherax quadricarinatus is the source of this 11889-nucleotide messenger RNA. RefSeq lists its product as uncharacterized. Gene Ontology annotation, biological process: vacuole organization; endosomal transport. The record is from RefSeq and is a predicted model, not a curated record. Gene Ontology annotation, molecular function: ATP hydrolysis activity; ATP binding. Lineage: Eukaryota; Metazoa; Arthropoda; Malacostraca; Decapoda; Parastacidae.